GCCUGAAGCUGUAGAGAUUGAGUCAGAAAUGGAAAUAGGUCUGAUCCCUGCUGCGGAAGCAUCAGUGUUGCCAGUGCCAGAUGAUCAGCUUAACAAUAAGCGGGAGGGCAACGAAGACCAAGUCACUCCUGGUAUCCCAGCAAGCUGUGUGUCUGAAGCUGUAGAGAUUGAACAGUCAGAAAUGGAAAUAGGUCUAAUCCCUGCUGCAGAAACAUCACUGUUGCCAGUGUCAGAUGAGCAGCCUAACAGAGAGCUGGAGGACAAUGAAGUUGAUGAACACAGCUGUAGCUAUGAUAGCGAGUUGCUGAAGAGAGAGGCAUCAAACCUGAGCAAAGAUGAUUGCAUGGAUUUGUCCAGUGAAGAUAAUCACCCAAAUGACCUACCUGCUCCGAAAUCUCCUGAACAAUCUGCAUUUUUUCAGAACGAGAAUGAUUCUGGUUCAGUAGGUAUCAUAUUGUUUCUGAUCUGUUCACAUCUUUGGAUAUAAUGUUUUUCUCAAUUUCUCAUUGAUGUAUUUUGUUCCAUCAGGAAUUGGCCGGUCAAAGCCGUAGGCAAAGUGGUAUAGCUGAAAUCCGUGCUAAGCUGCAGAGUUUCAAAUUUUCCAGCACUGUAAAAGGAAGCUACAUCGCUAUGAGCGCCCCUCGUCCGAAGCCUGGGGAUAGUAUGAGUCAAUCUGCAAUUGCGCUGCUUAGGAACAUAGAGAACACAACUGCUGCUAAAGCUGGCCAUCCUGUCAAGCCGAACGCUGAUGGUAAGGACUCGUCAAGGCGAGCGCUGCAGCCCAUCAGUGGAAGGCCAAGGGAGCACUGACAUAUGGUAGGUCGGGGUUCUUUUGUUAACGUACUGUGUUUGUGUUCAAACUUUGGUUGAAAGUUAGGU
Sorghum bicolor (sorghum) is the source of this 879-nucleotide messenger RNA. RefSeq lists its product as uncharacterized. The record is from RefSeq and is a predicted model, not a curated record. The transcript has 2 exons. Lineage: Eukaryota; Viridiplantae; Streptophyta; Magnoliopsida; Poales; Poaceae. The coding region runs from base 29 to 487 and encodes 152 amino acids.